This is a messenger RNA of Blepharisma stoltei, 375 nucleotides long. NCBI's taxonomy places the organism in Eukaryota, Ciliophora, Heterotrichea, Heterotrichida, Blepharismidae. The record is from the annotation of a GenBank genome assembly.
AUGGCAACAACUGUUAAUUAUUGGUCACAAAAUUCUUUAUCAGAUUAUAAACCUGAAUUUCAAGAAAUUCUGAAACCAGCAGAGCCCAUUAACAAAGAAAAUCAACUGCUUCUUCAAAAAAUUGACAUUUUGCAAUCUAUGGUGGACAAAUUAGAAAAUGAAAAAGACGCCCUUACCUACACAUGCUCAGAUCUGAAACAGCUGCUGCAGUGCGUAGCCAAGCAGCACGACAAAAACGCUGAAAGGCAAAGGAAAAACAUAAAAGAUCUAGAAAACAAAGUGGCAAACCUGAAGCAGGCCUUACAUAUUUCCGAAAUUCAUUCUGCUCAUCUCUCUUCCAUCAGUAGUUUUUGGGAGGAUGUCAUCCGAGAAUAA